This is a messenger RNA of Physella acuta, 544 nucleotides long. RefSeq lists its product as uncharacterized. Lineage: Eukaryota; Metazoa; Mollusca; Gastropoda; Physidae. The record is from RefSeq and is a predicted model, not a curated record.
GAGCUUUGUAAACACUCCAACACACUUCCUAAUUAAUAUAAAAGCUAGCUUUUGACUUACCAAAAUGCAGAAUGCAAAUUUGGAUUCAUUUACAGUUGUUAACAGUUCACGAAACAAACCGAACACAGCUAUUCUGUGCCUACUUAUUAUAAUAUUAGGUAACUUAGUUGGAGCUGCGUUAGUUGGCGUCCAACUAGAGAAAUCUAACAACACCGGUGUGCUUCUAGCUGGCAAUACGCAAGAUGGAUGUCAUGAGAAUCAAAACUACGCCAUGAUUGUUGAAGAUUUAUUGAUUAUAUAUGAGAAGUCAGGAUGUAACAUCCCAGUAAAUUUAAUUGAUUGGUCUGACUUGAAUCAAAAACAACUUCUGGUUGAUGUGAGAAAAUCGUGUAAUGGCCAACGAAAAUGUUUGCUUAAUGGAAGUAUUUUGACUGCGUACUGCGAUGAGCAACCUGUGAAACCAGAACGAUUCAAUGUUACAUACUCCUGUUACCCUACAAGUAUGUUAUUUGAGGAAUCUAAAAUGUUUUAUGAUUGUCGUUAA